Microtus ochrogaster (prairie vole) is the source of this 5209-nucleotide messenger RNA. RefSeq names its product collagen type XIX alpha 1 chain (gene Col19a1). NCBI's taxonomy places the organism in Eukaryota, Metazoa, Chordata, Mammalia, Rodentia, Cricetidae. Bases 79 to 3210 code for a protein of 1043 amino acids. The transcript is spliced from 49 exons. Gene Ontology annotation, biological process: extracellular matrix organization. Gene Ontology annotation, molecular function: extracellular matrix structural constituent conferring tensile strength. The record is from RefSeq and is a predicted model, not a curated record.
GGACUCCACCGCGCCUCCCAGGGGCUCCGACACCAACCCAAGAUUCGUGGUCAUUUGUUCCCAUGGUUUCACGGCACAAUGAGGCACACUGGCUCUUGGAAACUGUGGAUCUGGGUGGCAAUGUUCCUGCUUCCUGCUUUCACUUGUGUGACGGUCAGGGACAAGUCAGAAAGUACCUGCCCGAUACUGAGGAUGGAGGGAUAUCAAGAUGACAGAAGCAAACUUCAGGUUUCAGGCUUUGAUCUUGGAGAGAGUUUUGCUCUGAGGCGUGCAUUUUGUGAAGGUGAUAAAACCUGUUUCAAAUUGGGAAGUGCCCUUCUUCUCAGAGACACUGGUAAGAUAUUUCCUAGAGGCCUUCCUGAGGAGUACUCCGUAGCAGUCAUGUUUCGAGUACGAAGAAGCACCAAGAAGGAGCGGUGGUUUUUAUGGCGGAUUUUAAACCAGCAGAAUAUGCCACAGAUUUCUAUAGUGAUUGAUGGGACAAAGAAGGUGAUAGAAUUUAUGUUCCGUGGUGCUGAGGGAGAUCUGUUGAACUACGUUUUUAAGAAUCGAGAACUCCGCCCUCUCUUCGAUCGUCAGUGGCAUAAACUUGGCAUUGGUGUGCAAUCCCGAGUCCUUUCUCUCUAUAUGGAUUGUAAUCUAAUUGCAAGCCGGCACACGGAAGAGAAGGACUCUGUGGAUUUUCAUGGGAAGACAGUUAUUGCCACGCGAGCUUCAGAUGGCAAGCCUGUGGACAUUGAACUUCACCGGCUCAUAAUCUCCUGCAAUGCAGACUUCCUAGCUAAGGAAUCAUGCUGUGACCUAGCAGCUACUAAGUGCCCUGAGCAAGACAACCUUGGAAGUACCACUCCAUCAUGGGUGACCACUGGUGAAAUGUCUUUAUAUCUGCCGGGAAAGCAGGAACUUAAAGACCCAUGCCAGUGCAUCCCGAUCAAGGAGGAAGCAGGCUCACCAACUCUGGGUUCCCUUGGACCUAAAGGGGACAAAGGAGAACCGGGUGAAAAUGGCAUCCAUGGUCUCCCAGGCUUACUUGGUCAAAAGGGAGAACAAGGACUUGAAGGCACCAAAGGAGAAACUGGUGAAAAGGGUUUCAAAGGUGACUUGGGUCCUCAAGGUCCACCUGGCCCAAAAGGAGAAAAGGGUGAUAUGGGACCUCCAGGGCCACCAGCCUCAACUGCUUCCAUAGGGAUACAAGGCCCCCAAGGUCCACCUGGAAAAGAAGGUCAAAGGGGAAGACGAGGGAAGACAGGUCCUCCAGGAAACCCAGGCCCUCCAGGACCACCAGGACCUCCUGGGCUGCAAGGACUACAGCAGACUUUUGGCGGCUACGUCAGUAAGGGAACUGGUGAACACGAAGCUGGUGGCCCAAAAGGAGAAAAGGGUGACUCUGGGAUGCCAGGAUUUCCAGGGUCUGUUGGCCCUAAAGGACAGAAAGGAGAACCCGGGGAGCCUUUAACCAGAGGUGAAAAGGGAGAUAGGGGAGAGCCCGGCCUUUUAGGACCACAGGGAAUGAAGGGGGAACCUGGAGACGCUGGUCCCCCUGGUCUAACAGGGAGCCCAGGGCUAAAGGGUCAGCAAGGACCUGCAGGUUCCAUGGGGCCCAGAGGACCACCAGGAGAUGUUGGAUUGCCAGGAGAACAUGGUAUCCCAGGGAUACAAGGCAUUAAAGGAGAGAAGGGAGAUGCAGGUGGAAGGCUAGGUCCUCCUGGACUUCCAGGUCCAAAGGGUGAUGCUGGGCCUCCAGGGAAAAGCCUGCCAGGGAAACCAGGAUUAGAUGGAAAUCCUGGUGCACCUGGCCCACGUGGUCCAAAGGGAGAAAGAGGACUACCGGGUAUCCAUGGCUCCCCUGGGGACACAGGCCCACCAGGGGUGGGAAUCCCUGGCAGGACGGGCUCCCAAGGACCCGCCGGAGAGCCAGGUAUUCAGGGUCCUCGAGGUCUGCCCGGAUUGCCAGGAACUCCAGGGACCCCAGGGAAUGAUGGACCUCCAGGGAGAGACGGGAAGCCAGGCCUUCCAGGCCCCCCAGGUGACCCGAUUGCACUUCCUCUCUUGGGAGACAUUGGCGCCUUGCUGAAGAACUUCUGUGGAAACUGUCCAGCCAGUGUUCCCGGGCUGAAGAGCAACAAAGGGGAUGAAGGAGGCACUGGGGAACCUGGAAAAUACAAUUCAGCAGCCAGGAAGGGGGAUGCAGGACCACGGGGUCCUCCAGGAGUCCCAGGCAGAGAGGGGCCAAAGGGAAGCAAAGGAGAGCGGGGCUACCCUGGAGUGCAUGGGGAGAAAGGCGAUGAGGGUCUUCAAGGAAUCCCUGGCCUCUCAGGAGCUCCUGGCCCAACUGGACCUCCUGGCUUAGCAGGAAGAACCGGACACCCCGGUCCCACUGGAGCCAAAGGUGACAAGGGCAGCGAGGGGCCACCUGGGAAACCUGGACCUCCUGGACCCCCUGGUGUCCCGCUCAAUGAAGGAAACGGCAUGAGCAGUUUGUACAAAAUCCAGGGAGGAAUGAAUGUUCCCAGUUACCCAGGACCCCCGGGACCCCCUGGCCCAAAAGGUGAUCCCGGCCCAGUGGGAGAGCCUGGUGCGAUGGGCUUGCCAGGACUGGAAGGAUUUCCUGGUGUAAAGGGAGAUCGAGGCCCAGCAGGUCCCCCAGGAAUAGCCGGCAUGUCGGGGAAACCUGGUGCCCCAGGCCCUCCAGGAGUCCCAGGGGAGCCGGGUGAGAGAGGGCCUGUUGGAGAUCCAGGUUUUCCUGGACCAGAGGGACCAGAGGGGAGACCAGGCAUAAAUGGAAAAGAUGGAUUACCAGGUGCUCAGGGCAUCAUGGGUAAACCUGGAGACAGAGGCCCCAAAGGAGAGCGCGGUAACAUCUCUUUCCUCUCUAUAAAGAGGAUGGCUGUGUUUCUGUCCCAACUUAAGCUGCCAGCAGCAAUGCUGUCCGCUCAAGCUCAAGGGAGGCCUGGCCCACCCGGGAAGGAUGGGUUACCUGGACCCCCGGGAGACCCCGGGCCCCAAGGCUACAGAGGACAGAAGGGGGAAAGAGGAGAACCUGGGAUUGGGCUGCCAGGGAGUCCAGGCCUUCCUGGAUCUUCAGCAGGUUUGCCAGGUUCACCAGGGGCCCCAGGGCCUCAAGGACCCCCAGGCCCCAGUGGAAGGUGUAAUCCAGAAGACUGCCUCUAUCCUAUGACUUCUGCCCAGCAGAAGGCAGGUGGAAAAUGAACACUACAGAGGAAGACUCGUUCCUGGUGAGAUCGCCGUGCCAUUAGAGCCGUUGAUCCGUGCUUUACAGCCACAUGCUGUCAAGGCCUAUGAUUUCUGAAUCGUUUUUCUUUGCCUUUUUUUUUCUGCCUCUGAUGUGGCACAAACAUCUGAAGCCACCAUCUGAAUCCUAUCCUGACAGUAAUUGGAAAUCAGUAUUUUCAGAUGUUUCCCAACUUCAUUCUGUGUGUUUUUGCUUUACCGUGGCUAUGAGUUCUACUCAGUUUCAUAUGAAAAUGCAAGCGAGCCUGUCACGGGUUCUUCAGAAGAAAUCCCAUGAGGUGAUAUGGGCCACAGACGACAUACAGUUUGUGAACUCAUCAACAUGGUUAGACUUUGAUUUCUGAACUUGAAUUUUUGAAAUUUAUAUUGAUAUUUUCUUCAUAUUUAAAUUUACAAUUGUUGCUUGAAAGUCAUCUUUCUGCUCUUUUGAGACUGAGACAGCAUAUUACUGCUGUUGACUGUCCUAUGACUGAUUUUUUUAUGAGAAGUCUUAUACCAUUCUACAUUCAUUCUGUUUAUACAGAAAAAUAGGCAAUAAGAGAUCCACUUUUAAGUUAUUUUUCAAAGGACAAACUAUGGGAGACUCUUUAUCAGGGAGCCCCCAAACUCAGCAUAGCUAACCGUCGAAAUGACUUUGCGUCUUCCUUGCUGUGAGCUCAAUUUGAAGUACUCCUCAAGACAUUGAACAUAUCCUACAAGAGAAAGAAGGAACCAAACUAACCCUAUGCUCACUGCUCACUUCAAUGAGUCUCCAGUGAUGGAGAAAGUGGUUUUUCCCUAAGAGGUGUUUGGUGGUGAAGUCAAAGUACCAAGUACCAAGUCUUUGGAUUUUGACAAACUUUAGUAGCCUGGCAAGACUUUUGUGCUCUUUCAUGAAUUAUUUCUGACUUUGUGAUCCCCAGACCCACCAUUGGGGCAAAGCACAGGACUUGUAGUGACAGAAACAGAAGAGUCCUCACCUUGCAAAGUGAGGGUGAAGCGCCAGCCAAUGAAUAGGUGGAGCACACGCCGUCCUAAGGAGAAUCAUGGAUGUCUGUUUAGAAAGAGUCCGGUUCUGCAAAGAAAAGAUGGAGAUUCUACGUGAAAGGCUCUCCAUACCUACAGUGUUAUGGGUUUGGAGAUUUCGCUCAGUUGUAGAGCACUUUCCUGGUAAGCUCAAGGCCUUGGGUUCCAUCCUCAGCUCUGGGGGAGAAAAUAAAAAAACAAACAUAUGCUCUAAAAGGAAGCAAAACUCCAGUGGGGUUAGCUGAAUUAUCCAACGGUAUUUUAUACUCCCUACCCAUUCAUUGUUUGGAGCAACUUUUUGUUGCUUGUCUAGAAUAUUUAGCACAAGGACGGACGUUGCUGGGAUCUAAUUCAUUGGAUUUCCCCAGAAGCUGAGUGCACACCACCAGAGCCCUCCGGUCACAGAGACUAAUUCACACCUCAAGGAGCAGCACAUAUUCCACAGGAUAGGACGGUGUUUUCUACCUACUAAUUAAAGCAGGCAAUGAAUUUACGAAAGCAAGCCCCCUGAGAUUGGGAAAGCUGUGAAGGGUUUUCCCGGGAAGCAUGCCUGACGUAAGGCAGAGUUUGUUCAAACGCACCCAUAAUUUGAACUGACUUUCCUUACAAAUAGAUGAGCUGCUGGCCGGGUACCGUCAACAUAAUUGUGCAUAAAUAUAGCUUUUUAGGUAUUUAAUAUUGAGUUUUCGCUGUGUAUUUCCUUCCAAGUUUAUUUAUUUUCCAAGUCUACUUUAUUUAUUCCCAAUGUUUUAAACAUUUUGUUGCUUAUUCUUUUAUUUUCUUUCUUAUGCAAUACCUGCAAUGGUGCUGUGUUUUAAACUCAUGCAAUUGGAAGAUGCAGACAUUUGUAUAUGUAUCUUCAUAAUCAAACGACAGUCUACCCCCCCAUGUACAUAAAGUGAAAAGAUGGUGCUAUGUGUAUAUUUUGAGCUUUCAAUUUGUUAAAUUUUCU